Messenger RNA from Vanessa atalanta (red admiral), 3117 nucleotides. RefSeq lists its product as uncharacterized. Gene Ontology annotation, cellular component: pericentric heterochromatin. Lineage: Eukaryota; Metazoa; Arthropoda; Insecta; Lepidoptera; Nymphalidae. Gene Ontology annotation, biological process: negative regulation of transcription by RNA polymerase II; chromatin organization. The transcript has 22 exons. Gene Ontology annotation, molecular function: chromatin binding. The coding region runs from base 247 to 2997 and encodes 916 amino acids. The record is from RefSeq and is a predicted model, not a curated record.
UUUUUAAAAUAAUCAUCGUAAUUCAUUGCAAUCGCAGCAUAAUGAGAACGAUGAAAGUCAAUAAGCGUCGAUUUGUGUUAUGUGUCACUGAAGCUUGUGUUUUAAAUUCUUAAUAUUAUAAGCGUUAUUAAUAAAAAAUAAGCAAUAAUGUUUAUGAAGAAGUUAAUGACUAACUUAUUAUAGAUUGAAUUAUUACGUGAAAAGUAUUUAAUUUGUGUUGGAUGUGCCUAAAAAAUUUCUUUUACAAUGACGACUAUGGAAGAAGGAGAAUCUACUACGGAAGAAAUACCGUCGGGAAAUCCGGACGAUUUAACAAAAAAUCCUACAGCUCUAAAAGAGGCACAUGAACAAAUGGCUACCCUUGAUGUUCUGGUAUGUGGACAAUGCCAUUCAGCAUUCCAUUUUAUUGAAGAGUUUAAGGAUCACAAAAAUACUAAUAAUUGCACUGGUAAAUCGCCAGUACGAGAUAGUAAUGAAAGUAAAUCACAAGUAUGGGCUUUUCUGCUAUGGAAGUGCUCAUCAGUUCGAGAUGGGUCUACUUCAAAUGCUGACAACAGCUGGAAGUUGUAUCAACAAUGGUGCAGGAUGCCAGAAGCUCAAAGGACGGCGUGGAUAACAGCUGGAUCAAAUGUACAAUCUCUAUCUAAAUUUGCGCAUGCUAAAGUCAUGGAAUUGAAGGCUGAAGAUCAGUUAGUUCCUGUGCAGACAGCAGCUCCUGAAGUGAAAAAACGUGGUAGACCCAGGAAAAUCGUCAAAGUGGAGGAUACCGAGGCUCAACCAUCUGGAGAAGAGAGUGAUGACGUUAAAGCAACUCCAGCCCAGAAAGCUCUCCUCAAUAAGAUGUCAAUAUCUAAUGCUAAUAGAUCAAGGGAAUUGUCGUCAGACUCGGUGCGCAACGCGCAGGAGCGCGUGCCGGCGGAGGAGCGAAUCGCGCGGCGCUCGGAGCGCGAGGGCGGUGCGGGCGCGGAGGCGGGCGAGUACGUCGUCGAGAAGAUACUCGCCAAGCGCUUCAACCCGCGCCGCAAGCACUACGAGUACCUGCUCAAGUGGGAGGGAUACCCUCAUGAACAGAACACAUGGGAGCCAGUAGAAAAUAUGGAAACCUGCAAGCAUCUUCUGGAAGCAUUUGAAAAACAACUAGCACGUCAAAAAGAAUUAAAAGCAUUACGAGCUCAGCAGCAACAGCAACAACAUCCAGUACAGGUUAAGCAGUUAAGCACUCCAAUACCACAGGUUGUAAAGCAGAUGGUGAAGAAAUCAGACAGUCCAGUGUUGACACCAACUGGACGCCUGCAGCGCUCGAGCAAGGCGCGCGCACUGGACCAGGUGAAGGCGUGGUGCGGCGCCGACGACGAGCCCGCCAGCAAGCGCAUCAAGCGCGAGAUGUCCAGCGACGACGAUUACUCCGACAGCGAUUCCGUCAGAGAAAAGAAAAUAUUAAAUGGGCAGUCUUCCCCAAAAUCAAAUAUAGACCCCGAACUAGUGAAAUCUUUAGGUCUCGGAGGCAAGGGUAUGCCUAACAUCAAAGGUGUCAUUAAAGUUGACCCUAAACACAUGCCAAACCUUAGUACUGGUGUGUACAUAAUGUCCAAGAGUUCCGGUAUAAUGAAAAUUAAUUCUCCUGGCAAGUUAGGACCUGGCUUGAAUAUAGAUCAAGAGGUGAUCAGAAAACAGAUCAUGGCUGCCAAACAGAAAAAAAUGGAGGAAAAGAAGUCUUCACCAGCAAACACACCAGUAUCAUCACAGAUAAAAAAGACAUAUGGUGCUGGAGGACAACAGGUGACAGAAAAGACUAUUAUAACUCCUUCCGGACAGAAGAUUAUCCAGCGUACAAUACAGCGACCAUACGGCGCAUCAGAGGGAAAGUCGCCGGUCACAAUCCUUAAUAAGAAGCUUGCACAGGGUGACAGUCUGCUGCGCGGCUCCGGCGGGUCGACGCGAGGCCGCGGCCGCGGGCGCGGGUACUCGGUGUCCACGGCCGCCGGGAACAUCGUGCGCAUACGGGAAAAACCCAUCACUAUUGAGUUUGAUAAGUGGGAAGCUUCGUCAGAGUCUUCCGACGGCAUAGAGGAUCCCUUCCCGCGUGAUCUCGGCCCUCUUCCGUCGCCCAGUCCGGAAAGGGAGUUGUCCUUGUGCCCGGUAACCGGGCGGCGACUAGCGCGCGCCGAGGGAGAGCCUACACCGCCGCCCACGCCGCCACCACAGCCGCCGGCCACUCCGCCUCCGGAGACACACCACGCUACCAUGCUUAUGAAGGUUGAAAUGUCACCAGGAGGCACAACAGGAAUGUUAGUGCAGGGUGAUGGAGCACAACCAUCUUUACCAGUUUUAACCGAUGAAGAUGGCACGGAAGUAAAGGUGGAAGCCAGUGCAGUUAAGCAAUUGUUAGAAGAAGGUGUCGGAGUGGACGAUGGCGAAGAGGUGGGCUUGCUACACGCAGGACAUCCACCCAUCAUGAUAAGAGGAGAAGACGGCGUGUUGUAUCAAGUGGCAGGGGAAAAUGAAGCUGGUCAGACACUGUUAGUGGCAGCGGAAGGCGUAGAAGGUUCCGUAGAGGGUGUUGAAGGGACCGUCGAAGGAGAAGGAGAGGGUGUGAUGUAUGUCACGAGAGAAGAUGGACAGACCUUAUUAGUAGCUGCUCAAGGAGUAGAAGGUUCUGUGCAAGGAGUAGAGGAUGCAGUAGAAGGGGAAGGUGAAGGCGUAACUUAUGUUACGAGGGAAGAUGGACAGGACGUCCUGGCGAUCGACCCGACGCAGCUCGCGCAACUGAUGCCGGGCGGCGAGGCGGGCGCGCUGCAGCAGGUGGCCGUGCAGGUGGAGGGCGAGCCCGGAGAGGAUGCCACGCAGGUCAUCGCGCAGCUCGUGCAGGCGGACCUGCCCUCACCCGGCGGUACGAGACGUGUAGUACUUUUACUACCAGAUGGUAGUUUCACCAUGACGGAACUGGACAAAGAACAAUAUGAAUCAAUAACAGAAGCAAGUAAACAACAGGAAUGAGAAUUACAUGAAAUGUAAAUGUGACUGAUUUGUUAUAUUUCUGAAGGACACUUUGAAAUGAAAGAAUGUAGAACCAAUACACAAAUAAGCUAUUUACUAAGUUAUUUAAGGAAAAAAUUC